Physeter macrocephalus (sperm whale) is the source of this 1504-nucleotide messenger RNA. It is a transcript of the gene TEAD4, whose product is annotated as TEA domain transcription factor 4. Bases 405 to 1322 code for a protein of 305 amino acids. NCBI's taxonomy places the organism in Eukaryota, Metazoa, Chordata, Mammalia, Artiodactyla, Physeteridae. Gene Ontology annotation, molecular function: RNA polymerase II cis-regulatory region sequence-specific DNA binding; DNA-binding transcription factor activity, RNA polymerase II-specific. Gene Ontology annotation, cellular component: transcription regulator complex. The record is from RefSeq and is a predicted model, not a curated record. Gene Ontology annotation, biological process: hippo signaling; embryonic organ development; regulation of transcription by RNA polymerase II. The transcript is spliced from 11 exons.
GUCCAACGGGCGCUCCUCCAAGCGGAGCCUUGGAGGGCACGGCCGGCACCAUUACCUCCAACGAGUGGAGCUCUCCCAACUCCCCCGAGGGGAGCAACGUCUCUGGGGGCAGCCAGGCCUUGGACAAGCCCAUCGACAAUGACGCGGAGGGCGUGUGGAGCCCUGACAUCGAGCAGAGCUUCCAGGAGGCCCUGGCCAUCUACCCGCCCUGUGGUCGGCGCAAGAUCAUCCUCUCAGACGAAGGUCGGAAUGAGCUGAUCGCCCGCUACAUCAAGCUCCGGACAGGGAAGACCCGCUCCAGGAAGCAGGUGUCCAGCCACAUCCAGGUGCUGGCUCGGCGAAAAGCCCGCGAGAUCCAGGCCAAGCUAAAGGAUCAGGCAGCUAAGGACAAGGCCCUGCAGAGCAUGGCUUCCAUGUCAUCCGCCCAGAUCAUCUCUGCCACAGCCUUCCACAGUAAAAUGGCCCUCGCCCGGGGCCCAGGCUACCCGGCGGUCUCAGGGUUUUGGCAAGGAGCUCUGCCGGGCCACGCCGGAACGUCCCACGAUGUGAAACCUUUCUCUCAGCAAACCUACGCUGUGCAGCCGUCACUGCCUCUGCCAGGGUUCGAGUCUCCCGCCGGAGCCACCCCGUCGCCCUCCGCGCCCCCAGCACCCCCGUGGCAGGGCCGCAGCGUGGCCAGCCCCAAGCUCUGGAUGUUGGAGUUCUCUGCCUUCCUGGAGCGGCAGCAAGACCCCGAAACGUACAAUAAGCACCUGUUCGUGCACAUCGGCCAGUCGAGCCCCAGCUACAGCGACCCCUACCUCGAAGCCGUGGACAUCCGCCAGAUUUACGACAAGUUCCCGGAGAGGAAGGGUGGUCUCAAGGAGCUCUUUGAACGGGGACCCUCCAACGCCUUUUUCCUCGUGAAGUUCUGGGCAGACCUCAACACCAACAUCGAGGAUGAGGGCAGCUCCUUCUACGGGGUGUCCAGCCAGUACGAGAGUCCCGAGAACAUGACCAUCACCUGCUCCACCAAGGUCUGCUCCUUUGGCAAGCAGGUGGUGGAGAAGGUGGAGACCGAGUACGCGCGCUACGAGAACGGCCACUACUCCUACCGCAUCCACCGCUCGCCGCUCUGCGAGUACAUGAUCAACUUCAUCCACAAGCUGAAGCACCUGCCCGAGAAGUACAUGAUGAACAGCGUGCUGGAGAACUUCACCAUCCUGCAGGUGGUCACCAACAGAGACACGCAGGAGACGCUGCUGUGCGUCGCGUAUGUCUUCGAGGUGUCGGCCAGUGAGCGCGGGGCUCAGCACCACAUCUACCGGCUGGUGAAGGAAUGAGAGACCGGGGAGCAGGGAGGGGCGCGGGACAUCGUGUGCGCAGGGACGUGGGGAGGGGACCCGCGGGGCAGCCCCCCCAAGGCGCCAACAGGGUUGAGGUCGUGACUCUUCUACCCGGGAACAAACUGCCUGAACCCGCAGUGCCUAAGCCCAAUAAACCCAAGAUCUGUGCAUCUUCAGAG